Alligator mississippiensis (American alligator) is the source of this 4529-nucleotide messenger RNA. RefSeq names its product transcription factor 7 like 2 (gene TCF7L2). The coding region runs from base 862 to 2730 and encodes 622 amino acids. Lineage: Eukaryota; Metazoa; Chordata; Crocodylia; Alligatoridae. Gene Ontology annotation, molecular function: DNA-binding transcription factor activity, RNA polymerase II-specific; RNA polymerase II cis-regulatory region sequence-specific DNA binding. The record is from RefSeq and is a predicted model, not a curated record. Gene Ontology annotation, cellular component: beta-catenin-TCF complex; catenin-TCF7L2 complex. Gene Ontology annotation, biological process: regulation of transcription by RNA polymerase II; canonical Wnt signaling pathway. The transcript is spliced from 15 exons.
UGCCUAGUGUGUCUCUCUCUCCCUGUCAAUAAUCCCGGAUCCCAGACUUCUCCGUUCCUCCGGAUCUCGAGCCCCUUUUUCUAGCUGUCAAUCAGCGCCGCCUUUGAACUGAAAAGCUCUCAGUCUAACUUCAACUCACUCAAAUCCGAGCGGCACCGGCUCCCUAUAUCUGCGGCUGCCCCCCUUGCCCAGCUGACUUCUUGUUUGGUUUUUGUUUGUCGGGGACAGAGAAAGAGAGAGAUUUUUUUUUUUUUUUUUUUUUUUGCAACUCCCCUCCCCCCUCUUUUUUUUUUUUUUUGCAAUUUUUUUUGUUGCUUUAUUUUAUUUUAUUGUUUUUUUAAAAAUUUGUUUUUCCUCCUCCUCCCCCCCCCCCCCUCACUCCCUAUUUUUAUUUUAUUUUGUUGGCUGCACGCUGCUGCGCUCCCGGGAAGAAAAGAAAAGCCAGAGAGAAAGCCAAUCCAGGAGGAAGGAGCCCAAAGUCACUGGUGCCAAAGGAGCCAAGAAGAAACAUUUCUCUCCCCCUCCUCCUCCUCCUCCUCCCUCCGUUCCCCUCCCCAGGAGGAGAGAAGGGAGACCCCCCCCACCCCCCUUGCAAACUUUCACCUUGGACUUUCUUCUUUUUUUUUUGGUGUGUUUUUUGGUGGUUUUUUUUUGGGGGGGGGUGCAAACUUUCCCCCCCUUCCCUCGCUUUUAUUAUUUCUUUUUUUUUCUUUUUUUGCUUUCUUCCUUUUUUUUUUUUUCUUUUUUCUUUUUUUCCCCUCCUUCCCCCUUUUCCCCUCCCCUCCCUCCCUCCCUCCCUUCCCCCCCCCGCCCCUCUCCCUCUUUGCAAAAUUGCUGCUGGUGGGGUGAGCCCGGAGGAAGAUGCCUCAGCUGAACGGCGGCGGAGGGGACGAUCUGGGGGCCAACGAUGAACUGAUCUCUUUCAAAGACGAAGGGGAGCAGGAGGAGAAGAUCUCGGAGAACUCCUCGGCCGAGAGGGAUUUAGCGGACGUCAAGUCCUCGCUGGUCAACGAGUCCGAAACGAAUCAGAACAGCUCCUCGGACUCGGAGGCGGAGAGGCGGCCCCCGCCUCGCUCCGAAACUUUCCGAGAGAAAUCCCGGGAAAGUUUGGAAGAAGCUGCGAAAAGGCAAGAUGGAGGGUUGUUUAAGGGCCCACCCUACCCCGGUUAUCCCUUCAUCAUGAUCCCCGACCUGACCAGCCCGUACCUCCCCAAUGGGUCGCUGUCUCCGACUGCAAGAACAUAUCUCCAGAUGAAAUGGCCACUGCUUGAUGUACAGGCAGGGAGCCUUCAGAGUAGACAAGCCCUCAAGGAUGCUAGGUCUCCAUCUCCAGCACACAUUGUUUCUAACAAAGUGCCAGUUGUGCAGCACCCACACCAUGUACACCCUCUUACACCGCUUAUCACAUACAGCAAUGAGCACUUCACACCAGGAAACCCUCCUCCACACUUACCAGCUGACGUAGAUCCAAAAACAGGAAUUCCGAGGCCUCCGCAUCCUCCGGAUAUAUCUCCCUAUUAUCCAUUAUCGCCAGGCACUGUAGGACAAAUCCCCCAUCCGCUAGGAUGGUUAGUACCACAGCAAGGUCAACCAGUUUAUCCAAUCACAACAGGGGGAUUCCGGCAUCCUUACCCAACAGCUCUGACUGUCAAUGCUUCCAUGUCAAGUUUUCUCACGCAUACCAUCCCAAGUAUGCACAGCUUUCUCUCCUCUAGGUUCCCUCCACACAUGGUCCCGCCACAUCAUAGUUUACAUACAACUGGAAUCCCUCAUCCGGCCAUAGUCACGCCAACAGUCAAACAGGAAUCUUCCCAGAGCGAUGUUGGCUCGCUCCACAGCUCAAAACAUCAGGACUCCAAAAAAGAGGAGGAGAAAAAGAAGCCACACAUAAAGAAACCUCUUAAUGCAUUUAUGUUGUAUAUGAAGGAAAUGAGAGCAAAAGUUGUAGCAGAAUGCACGUUGAAAGAGAGUGCAGCCAUCAAUCAAAUCCUUGGUCGAAGGUGGCAUGCGUUAUCCAGAGAAGAACAAGCAAAAUACUAUGAGCUAGCAAGAAAGGAACGACAGCUUCAUAUGCAGCUUUACCCGGGCUGGUCCGCACGGGAUAACUAUGUAGGUUCCUAUGGAAAGAAGAAGAAGAGGAAAAGGGAUAAGCAGCCAGGAGAGACCAAUGAACACAGCGAAUGUUUCCUAAAUCCUUGCCUUUCACUUCCUCCGAUUACAGAUGCAAAUACUCCAAAGAAGUGUCGGGCAUUGUUCGGGCUUGACCGACAGAGUUUAUGGUGCAAACCAUGCAGGAGAAAAAAAAAGUGCGUUCGCUACAUACAAGGUGAAGGCAGCUGCGUCAGCCCACCCUCUUCAGAUGGAAGCUUACUAGACUCUCCUCCUUCGUCUCCUAACAUGCUAGCCUCCCCCCCAAGAGACUCAAAGCCACAGACUGAACAAACGCAACCUCUCUCGCUCACAUUGAAACCCGACCCGCUGGCACACCUCUCCCUGAUGCCACCGCCAUCCUCUUUAGUCCUGACCGAAACCUCCGCCAGCAAGCCCAGCGCCCUGUCUGCUACUAAUUGUCAGAACGGGGCAUUGGAUCAUCAGCCUGCCACUUUACAGCCGUCAGCAGCACCCUCCUCAUCGUUAGCACAACCUUCAACAUCCUCUUUGCAUUCCCAUAAUUCGUUGGCCGGGACACAGCCCCAGCCACUGUCACUUGUAACCAAGUCUUUAGAAUAGCUUUAGCCUCUUUAGCCCUUUAUUUUUAACGUGUUGGGUAUUUUGGAUCAGUUAUUUUGGUUGUUUUGGUGUUCUGUUUUGUUUUUUUCCCCCCUCGGGUUUUUGUUUUUUGUUUAAAUUCGUGCCAUAUGGCUACAUUAGUUGAUGUUUAUCGAGUUCAUUGGUCAAUAUUUGACCCAUCGUUAUUUCAAUUUCUCCUUUUAAAUAUGUAGAUGAGAAAGCCUCAUGAUUCUGCCAAAAUUUUUAUCAACAGCUGUUUAAAGUCUUUGUAGCGUUUAAAAAAUAUAUAUAUAUACAUAACUGUUAUGUAGUUCCAAUAGCUUAGUUUUAAAGACUGAUUUUAAAAAAUAAAAGAGAAGCAAUUUUGAAGCAGCCCUCGCAGAAGGUGUUGGUUCUUUAUUAUUUGUAUUAAAUACGAGCUUGCGAACCAAUCAUUUUACAUCUGGUUUUUAAACCUUUAAGGGCACAAUGAAUGCCGUGCCGUUACUUUUUUUUUUUCUUCCUCGUGUGAAACAACCUUUAUUGUGAUGUUACUUGUUAUUGUUUAAAUGUACAGAAACAAAGGGUUAAAAAUGUGUUAAUAUACCUUGUUCCAUGGUGUUGUUCUUUUUGGGGGAGGGAAUGCUACACACAAUUAAAAGUAUCACAACGCUAUUGGACCAGUAGUAUUUAUUGCUUUAGAGAUUGCUUGUUGUAUCUGUAUGUUGUCCCUUUUUAAAUGUUUUUUUUCCUUUUCUCCCCCUUGAAACAUUGUAUAAAGUUUUUUUCCCCUUUAGUGUAAGCAUCUUAUAUAUAACAACUCAUUUGUACAAGGUUUUUAAGUUUAUAUAUAAAUGUGUAUAUAUAUAUUUUUUCGGGGGGGGGAGGGGGGGUUUUGUUUUUGUUUUGUUGUUUUCAUUUCUUUUUUUUUUUUUUUCUGUAUGAAACACAGUUGCCACCAAAAGGACAUUUGCAGAUGCAUUUUAAAGGAUCAAUAGUGUAAAGAUAAGUAAAUCAAAAGCCAUUACGCAUACACACACGCAUACACACAAACGCAAAGACUUGAAAAUUUAGCAAGGGAAUUUUUAGUAACGUCCAAGCGUCUCGUUCAGAACUGCAGUUGAAUCCCCUGCGACAUUAGGACUGUAGACUGUGUGCAAAAAUUUUUAUGUGCCAAAUUUCUCAGUGACUUCUAACUUUUCUCCCAAUGACUUUUUAUUAUUAUUUUUUUUUUUAAUGCUGUAAUUUUUUUGUUCAUCAUGUUUUGCUGUGAUGUUACAUAGGUAGAUAUGUAUGUAGUUUUAAUGUCACCUAUAACAGAUGUGUUUGGUAGCAGAUUGUCCGGAAAGCAUUUAAAAUGAAGAGGUGUAAACCCUUAAGGGCCAAAUUCUGUAUAUUAGAAUAUUCAUAAAAGGAAAAUCAGACUGCCACUUUUAUGUACACUUACUACAUACAGGUAGGUAGCAAACUUAAAACAAAAAAAAAAAAUCCUAGGCAUGUUGAUGUUGCAAAAAACGCUGUAUAAAGCUGAAAAAUUGUUCAUCUGUUCAUUCAGUGCCAUUGUAGUUGACAUGAAGCGAUUGUAAAACUGUCUCAGAUUUUUCUCUGGUUUAUUAAAAUGCUAACUAUAACAUUUUUUGUGAAUACUUUGAAUGUUUCCUAACAGUUGUGAUGUUACUGUUCCGUUUUAUGCUCUUAUUCCGAUUUUUCAUUUUUAAUGGUUUGGAAGCCAUUUUUUGUAAUGAAUAAAUGUUCAUGCUGUACAGUAUCUGUAGCAUGCAGUUCUGGAUUAAUAAAAGCAACUUAGUAUGUGCAGAGAA